UGUAAGAUCCUGCGAUCCAAGCACCAAGACCGGAAUGUGCCAGUGCUGCAACAGAUGUACAUUAAAUGUCCAUGCCUGAACUGCGCCUGCAACGGGCAGGUGGUUCAGCAGAAGCGGGUAACCAUCCCUGUGCCGGCUGGCGUUGAUGAUGGACAGACGGUACGAAACAAGGAGCUGUCCAUUACAUUCAACGUAUGGAAGAGUCGCUACUUCCGCCGACACGAUUUCGAUGUGCUCACUGACGGGUGCAGGACGUCUACAAAGAUCAGGCCACGUGUUUUUAAACGGGCCAACAACUAUGGCACCGGUGACCAUUUAAACCAGAUCCCGAUCAAGCUAGACAAGCAGCGUACGAAAUAAGAGUAAUGAUCCUCUGGACUGGAUCAGGUUCAUCUAAUUCUUCAACAAAUUCCACAUCAUCGUAACUCUCCAGGUCUUCAUCGUGCACAUCGAAAUCAACGUCUCCUUUUUCAGUGAGGAUAAGUUCGCUUAGCGCCCGAAAGAUGAUUGUUCUAGUGACUUAACCACACGAUGAAACCGGUUCUCAGAUCAAAUUAUAAGAAAGAUCAACUCGGAGGAUCGAAGUUAUAUUUCAUCCUCGGCGUUGCACGGGUCUUCGUAUGGUACGUGUAUUACACCAGAAACUCGAAGUUUGGAGCACGCUUA
This is a messenger RNA of Armigeres subalbatus, 666 nucleotides long. Its product is annotated as protein tumorous imaginal discs, mitochondrial-like. The coding region runs from base 55 to 360 and encodes 101 amino acids. NCBI's taxonomy places the organism in Eukaryota, Metazoa, Arthropoda, Insecta, Diptera, Culicidae. Gene Ontology annotation, biological process: mitochondrion organization; negative regulation of apoptotic process. The record is from RefSeq and is a predicted model, not a curated record. The transcript has 3 exons. Gene Ontology annotation, cellular component: mitochondrion.